AUGGCUGCAAAGGAGAAGUUGGAGGCAGUGUUAAAUGUGGCCCUAAGGGUCCCAAGCAUCAUGCUGUUGGAUGUCUUGUACAGAUGGGAUGUCAGCUCAUUCUUCCAGCAGAUCCAAAGAAGUAGCCUGCACAACAACCCUCUCUUCCAGUACAAGUACUUGGCCCUUAAUAUGCAUUAUGUGGGUUACAUCUUAAGUGUUGUGCUCCUAACUUUACCAAGACAACACCUGGUUCAGCUUUACCUGUACUUUUUGACUGCACUGCUGCUUUAUGCUGGGCACCAAAUUUCCAGGGAUUAUGUGAGGAGCGAGUUGGAAUCGGGAUAUGAAGGGCCAAUGUACUUGGAACCUCUCUCUAUGAAUCGUUUCAUGACUGCUUUAGUAGGUCAGCUGGUGGUAUGUACACUCUGCUCCUGCGUCAUGAAAACGAAACAGAUCUGGCUUUUCUCUGCUCACAUGCUCCCUCUGCUGGCACGACUUUGCCUGGUCCCUUUGGAAACCAUUGUCGUCAUCAACAAGUUUGCCAUGAUUUUCACUGGUUUGGAAGUUCUCUACUUUCUGGCAUCAAAUCUUCUGGUGCCAUAUAACUUGGCGAAAUCGGCAUACAGAGAGCUUGUCCAAGUGGUGGAGGUGUAUGGUCUCCUGGCUUUGGGGAUGUCUCUGUGGAACCAGCUGGUCGUCCCAGUUCUUUUCAUGGUGUUUUGGCUUGUCUUAUUUGCUCUUCAGAUCUAUUCCUAUUUCAGUACGCGGGACCAGCCUGCCUCAAGAGAGAGGCUCCUCUUCCUCUUCUUGACAAGGUAA
Phaethon lepturus (White-tailed tropicbird) is the source of this 801-nucleotide messenger RNA. RefSeq names its product RING finger protein 145. Gene Ontology annotation, cellular component: endomembrane system; endoplasmic reticulum. The record is from RefSeq and is a predicted model, not a curated record. The transcript has 5 exons. Gene Ontology annotation, molecular function: ubiquitin protein ligase activity. Bases 1 to 801 code for a protein of 266 amino acids. NCBI's taxonomy places the organism in Eukaryota, Metazoa, Chordata, Aves, Phaethontiformes, Phaethontidae.